Messenger RNA from Periophthalmus magnuspinnatus, 3360 nucleotides. It is a transcript of the gene sh3bp2, whose product is annotated as SH3-domain binding protein 2. Gene Ontology annotation, biological process: signal transduction. The transcript has 13 exons. Lineage: Eukaryota; Metazoa; Chordata; Actinopteri; Gobiiformes; Gobiidae. Bases 135 to 1988 code for a protein of 617 amino acids. The record is from RefSeq and is a predicted model, not a curated record. Gene Ontology annotation, molecular function: SH3 domain binding.
CAGUGUGCUCCAGUCUUACUUGAUCUGACCUAGUCCUAGCCCGAGUCCUGGUCUGAGUCCUGGCCCAAGUUCUGGCCCGAGUGUGGCUCUUCAUGUGUCUACAGUAUGUCGAGGAGUGUCUGUAAGGGGCCAACAUGGCGGCAGUGUCGGUGAAGAAGAAGAAGUCCUUGGUGCAGAGCUCCAAACCGAUCGUUAGGAUGUGCGUGCUGGACCACAGAGAACACAUAACCAUGGCGUCUCCGGAGCAUGUGUGGCCCAUCCCCAUGAGGGCCAUCGGGGCUCAGAACCUGCUCACCAUGCCCGGGGGAGUCUCCACCGCUGGGUACCUGCACAAGAAGGGAGGCAGCCAGUUCAGUCUGCUCAAGUGGCCAUUGCGUUACAUUAUCAUCCACAAAGGCUGUGUGUAUUAUUUCAAGAGCAGUACCUCCGCCGCUCCCCAGGGGGCGUUCUCUCUCAACGGCUACAACAGGGUGAUGCGUGCAGCGGAGGAGACCACGUCCAGUAAUGUGUUCCCCUUUAAGAUUGUCCACUUCAGCAAGAAGCACCGCACCUGGAUGUUCUCUGCAGCCAGCGAGGAGGAGCGCAGGAGCUGGAUGAGGAAAUUGCGCAGGGAGAUUGACCACUACAAUGACCGACAGGAGUCCCACACGACCAGUGACACAGACUCAGAUGCAGACAGUUUCUACGGGACCAUCGAGAGGCCUUUGGACCUUAAGCACCCUAUCGACAACACAGACGAUGGUUUCACAGACGAAGAUGAUGAUGAAGAUGAAGACUAUUUGAAGCCAGACAGUUCGCCAACAACCACGAGUCGACCCAAUGGCCCCCCGCCAUCAUACCCUCCUCCCCCUGUGCCUCUGUCUGCUCUGUCCAAUCAGCUCCCUCCAGACUCCAAAGCCCCACCCCUUCCCCCACCUAUUCACCGAACCCCAACCAGCCCACUCCCCAAAAAGCCACCCCCCCCCAUUCCACCCCAGCCCACUCAUAAACACAUGCCCCCUGACCUACCCUUCGCCUCUCACUUGCAGAGACCCACCCCUUUUCCAAGCGUUACCCCUCCCCUUCCACCUCCCAACCCCAGACGGGCUGUCUCCAGACCUAGACCAGGUGAGAACCUUGAGCGCCCCCCACCUAUAACCCUGCAGAUGCCCGCCACACUACCCAUCUGUGAGAAGCUGGAGUCACAUCUACAGCUGAACCACCCUGUCCACAGUCAAACCCGUAGCCCUGCCCCCAUCCCAGUCAACAGCCGAGCACGCAGCCCCUCCCACAGUUCUGCCCACAGCCCUUCAGACAACCAAGCCCAUAGAGCCACCCAUAACCCACCCCACAGUCAGGCCCCUAGCCCCGCCUCCAGCCCUGCCCAUAGUCAAGCACGUAGUCCCACCCACUGUUCAAUUCAGAGCCCCACUCACAUCUCCGUCCAUGGCCCAUCACAGGGAAACCAUUCAUACAAACCCAAACCGAAGCCCCCUCCUUUGAUGAGCAAACCCCUCUUGCCCACUUCCAGGAAGCACCCCUCCACAAUCUCUCUGGGAAGAGCGUCCCCCGAAGGACAGAGCUUCCGGGCUUCUGGAGACGAACUCCCCAUGGACAUCAAGGCCAGGUGGAAACAGGCCAAAUCCAACCAGAACAGUCCAGAUGAGGAGGACGAUGAUGAUGACUAUGAGAAUGUGCAGCUCCCAGACUCUGUGUACAUUGACUCUACAGAGACCAGCUUCGUAGAGAAACUGUUCCGAGAGUGCGGGGUGUGUUCCGAUGGGCUGUACGCCAUUAGGAACUCAGGGACCAAAACCUCCAAGGUGCUGGUGGUGUGGGAUGUUAGCAUGAACAGGGCCCGCAACUACAGGCUCUUUGAGGAGAACGGCUGCAUCUACCUGGACUCUGAGCUGACCUUCCCCAGCCUGGCCAUCCUCAUCGAACACUACUACAACCACCCCCUGCCCCAACACGGCUCACUCUGCCUAAAGAAGCCCUACAGCCCCUGACCACCGGCCCCGUCCUGAACCACCUGACAACCUGACAACCAACCCCUGCCUCAGCAUGGCUCCCACUACUUGAAAAAGCCCUACAGCCCGUGAGCCACCAGACAAUUGACUCCACCCUGAGCCAUCUGGCCCACAUGACAACCUCCCCCAGCAUAGCUCCCACUGUCUGAAAAAGCCCUACAGAGCCCAAGCAACCUGACAACCGACCCAUUCUGAGCCACCUGACAACCAAUUCGUGCUCCAACACGACUCUCUCUGUCUGAUGAAUCCCAUAGCCCCUCAACCACCUGAUAAUCGGCCCCCAUUCUAAUUGCAUCCACCCCCUGCCCCAGCAUGGCUCCCUCUGCCUAAUGAAGCCCUACAGCCCCUGAUAACUGCCCCUAUUCUGACAACCGGCUCCAUCCUGACUACAACCACCCCUCCUCCUACACAGCUCCCUCUGCCUGCAAGAUGAUGACUGCCCCCAUCCUGAGGCACCUGACCACAGUCCCUGAUCACUGUCUGCUGAUGCCUUUCACUUCCUGACCACUGGUGCUCGUUUUUACCAUAUCAACAAAAUGUAGAUUUGCACAAAGUUGUUACUGUAAGACAUUUGCCCUUUUUGCCCCAGAGGCUUUAUCAGGUCUCUAGUUUCCUCAGUGCAGGAGUACGAUCAGACCUGAAACAAGCUCAUUUUGGUCAAGGCUCUCUUUUUUUUACCCAAAUGUGACCUUGAUCACAUUUUUUCAUGUCACAAGCUCACUAAAAUCUGAUUAAUAUCUGAUUUCUCGACCUUUAAAAUUACUUAAAUGACUUAACUCAAAAGCUCAAAAUGCUCUUUCCCACCUUCUAAAGUCAUGAAGUGGUUCUUUUCAAGUUAACAGAUACCCUUUAUCUUUUGUUCAGUAGAGAUUGGGAAUUCCAGAACUGAAAUUAUCCAAAUGAUUCCAAUCAAGGUGUAUUCCUGUAUUGAUACUUUGCAGUGGCAUCACGCUGGAGGUGUUCUACAUUUAUGACUAUAGUGCAAUGUUUAUUUACCAUGGUGAGACAACGCAGACAUUUGCAAACACAGCCAAGUUGUAAAUAGUCGCAAAACUCAAUAAAAAAUACUAAAUGGAUUUAAACCAAAGCCAAUACAAGUGUUUAUGGUCCUGUUUAGGUGUUUUUCAACAAAAAUGUAAGAGCAACUGAUUGAAAAACUGUUGGCACAUGCUAGCUAGCUUGUAACUGUAAUGUUAUUUGAGAGGGACUUGUUUAACAGCACAAAUUAGUCCACCUGUUGUAGUUUUAGUUAAGUCAGAUCUUUAUGGUCAGAUUGUGUUAAAACAAAGCUCAGAUUAAAGUCAAAAUUGAGCAACAAAGUUUCAAAAAGAAUAGAGCCUACAGCUAGCAU